Candoia aspera is the source of this 2986-nucleotide messenger RNA. RefSeq names its product high mobility group 20B (gene HMG20B). Gene Ontology annotation, cellular component: nucleus. Lineage: Eukaryota; Metazoa; Chordata; Lepidosauria; Squamata; Candoiidae. The record is from RefSeq and is a predicted model, not a curated record. Gene Ontology annotation, biological process: regulation of gene expression. The transcript has 9 exons. Bases 1252 to 2220 code for a protein of 322 amino acids.
UCCCUCUCUCUUUAUCCGAGGGCAUUGAUGUUAAUUUAAUGGUGUCUCCCCCGAUCGAUUGCGAUUUUCCAGGGUUCUGUGUUCCUAGUCUAGAUUUCGAGCAGCCUCACCUAACCUGAUGCUUUUCAAAAGUCCUGGAUUGCAAAACUCAUAAACCUCCAGCCAGCAUGGUCGUUUUGGAGCUUUUCUGGAAUGCCUUGGCUGCAGAAUAUUGCAGCCAGUCAAAUGCUUCUUUCGGGAAGCUCCCCAAAAAAAGGCUAAGGGCAACAACUCUUCCACUAGCCGAUGGUACAGAGCCUUUGAACAUGGAGGUUCUAUUUUGCCAGUUGUACUGUUCUUUCUAAAGUUGUGUAAUUCAGCAGUCAGCCUUGCAUCUUAGAACAAUGUAUUCCAGAAAUGAAUACUGUGUAGCAGAAUUUCUCAAGCUUAGCAACUUUAAGAUAUGUGGAAUUCUGGGAGUUGAAGUCCAUACAUCUUUGUCUUCCAGAAUAGUUCAUGUGUGGACUUCAGCUCCCAGAAUUCCCCAGCCAGUUGGGGUCCACACAUUUUAAAGUUGCCAAGGUUGAAACACACUGAGCUACAUGGACUAGCAUUCCAAUGCAGUAGAUGGCAGCUAAUUGACUAUAUAACUGCAACUCCCCUAAUUCCCAUUGGCCAUGCUGGCUGGGGAUGAUGGGGGUAGCAGUCCAACACAGCUGAAGGGCUUCCAGUUGAGGAAGAAUAUAGCAAUGGCCACUCACUUAGUUUACCAAGGAUGGCCAUUGCUGUAUUCUAGAGAAGACUGCCUCUUGGGGUUGCCUUUCUGUUCUAUUCCUGUACUCUUGAAAUCUUUAGGUUUGAAGCUUUUGGACAUAACAGAUAGAUUGGACCUCAGAAUGAUCCAGCAGGGCCUUCAUCUGUUCUUAGCCUAAGCAAGUGGAGCCUCCCUUACAGGGUCCGCUUACUUCUGAAACACAGUUGCUGAUCAAGAAAAAAAAAAGUAAGGUAUCUUGUCUGCUUUGCAAGCCCUGAAAACAUUUGUUCAGCCAUUGUUGGAGGCAAGAUGCUAGAUUCAUAUGGCUUCUUCAUUUGACACAUUUAGGCAUACAAAAAAGGAGUUCAGAGAGAGACUCAAAGUGCCAUUUAAUAUUCUGUGUUAAUUAUUUCCUGCUCAAGCUAAUUAUAGUUUAUACUGUAAUAAUUUCCACAUGUCCCUUUUAGGUCCUUUAGUUUAAGUGGACAUCUAUGGUUUUUUAAAUUCAAGAAAAAGGAAUGUCACAGAGCUCCAAACAGCAAUCUACUGGACUCCUGAAUGCUGCAAGUAAAACUCAACAUGGGAGCUUCCUUGUGGCUAUUAAACAGGAAAAAGGCGAGGCCCCUCGAUUAAUUGGGGAGAAGCCCCACGGCGAAGAGGAGGUGAGCACCCUGCCAGUGAAAAAACGGGGCUGGCCGAAAGGCAAGAAGAGGAAGAAAAUCCUUCCCAAUGGACCAAAGGCCCCAGUGACGGGCUACGUCCGCUUUCUGAAUGAACGACGGGAGCAGAUUCGGAUGCAGCGCCCGGAUUUGCCCUUCCCUGAGAUUACAAAGAUGUUGGGAGCAGAGUGGAGUAAACUACAGCCCACAGAAAAGCAGCGCUAUCUGGAUGAGGCUGAACGGGAGAAGCAGCAGUACAUGAAGGAGCUGAAAGAAUACCAGCAAUCAGAAGCUUACAAGCUGUGUGCUGAGAAGAUGCAAGAGAAGAAAAUCAAGAAAGAGGAUGCUGGUCCUGGAACUGUGAACACAUUGCUAAAUGGAUACAAGACUGGGGAAAGUGGCAGUGAUGGCUUCUCAACAUUUGAUGUCCCUAUUUUUACAGAGGAAUUCUUGGACCAGAACAAAGCACGGGAAGCGGAGCUGCGGAGACUGCGUAAGAUGAACACAGAGUUUGAGGAGCAGAAUGCCAUCUUGCAGAAGCACACAGAGAGCAUGAGCUGUGCAAAGGAGCGCCUAGAGCAGGAACUUGCCUUGGAGGAGAGGCAGACCAUGGCGUUGCAACAGCAGCUCCAGACAGUGCGCCAAGCUCUGACAGCCAGUUUUGCCAGCCUUCCCAUUCCAGGCACAGGUGAGACCCCCACCCUGAGCACCCUUGAUUUCUACAUGGCGAAGCUUCACAGCGCCAUUGAGAGCAACCCUAUACAACACGAAAGGCUGGUUGUCCGAGUCAAGGAGAUUUUGUCCCGCGUUGCCAACGAGCAUUUGUAAGCAACCACAACUCUCCUGGCACAACUUGAAAACAUCUCAACUACAGUCUGCCAUGUUGCUGGACUCCACUGAUGCAGCUGCCUUUAUGUAGCAGAUCUUCUUGGGUGCCUCUUCUCUUCAAAGAGCCUCACCUUGCCUGCUCUCUUCCCGAAAUGUGUAGGAAAACCUCUUUUCUUUCUGAGCUUUGUCCUCUCCUGGCUCUUUCUGAAAGUUGCUGGCAGGACAGUAGAUUGUAGAAUGACAGAUAAUUCAUGCGACUUGUCCAGGGUUGCUGGGUCCUGGAACUCUGUUUUCUCCUCAGAAGUAUAGAUUUCCAGGCUAAAUUUGCCACUGGAAACAGCUGGCAAAUAACUGUGGCCAAAAAAAAAAAAAACCUCUCAAGAAAAGAUAUUAGACAUCUUUGACACCAAAUGAGUAUUGCAGUCACUGGGAUAUGUGGCUGGCUACUGUGGCUACUAACAGUACACAGGAAUAUCAAAAGCAGGACCAGGGAAACCAAGAUUUACAGGCAGAUAUCAGGGUGGUUAGAAGCAGAUCAAUAAGGAUUUCUGACUCCCAGUUAUUUAACACUAGCAACUACACAGUGCCUCCUCUCCGUUAAUUGUAAAUUAUACUACUGAGAUUAUGAAAGCAGGGGUUGUAUGAGAGGUCUUUGAACUCAAAUGAAAUGCUGAUCCUUCAUCCUUCUUUAAUUUUGAGCAUAUACCUGGCUCCAGUUGGUGGAUGGAGAAAAUGCCGAAUAGAUCCUUCAGGUAUGGAAACUGCC